UAUAAAUAGCGACGAUGGGUUAAGAGACUCUGCACACAAACUACUUGUGUAUGUUUAUAUAUACUUAUACUUCGUAUAUAAAUAUACUCCCCGUACGUAUAUAAUUAUAUAUUCGGUGGCAAGUAUAUACACCCAAACUAGAGCUAAAAACAUCGCAAACGUAGUCUCUGAGAGUAGGGGAGAAGAAAUACGUAGUUGUUGAGAGGAAAGAAGAUCACCGGAGGAAGAAAAAGCUCGCCGGAGUUCGCCGGACUGUUCUAUUUCACGCCCAAGGAGCAACGAUGUUCUGCCCAGUGCCCACCCUCACGACCUGAGUUGCUGGAGAGUAGAAGGAGUGAUUGAGGAUCACUGACACCAGGAAAAGAACACCGCCGGAGCCGCUACCAGUCUACCAACCACGACGCACGUUUGUUCCACGAAGAAGAAGCACAGUGACUUUGAAGAGGAUCAAGAUUUAGUUACAAGUAAAGAUUCCUGAAAAUUAAGGUCCUAGAAUCAGCAGUGUGGAUUGAUUGAUAUCGCUAGUUUGCCUUGGUAUGAAUCGCCCGAAUCUGAAUCUUCAUUGCGAAGAUGAUCUUGAUUCAGAGGUCAGCAGCAGUCAAGUUGCCUCAAACAUAUCCAACGACAGCAACAUGACCAACUCCUCAUCCUGCUUCACCAGUCAACUCGCCCUAGACUUGACCCUCGGCUCCAACAAUGCCACCAGCUACGGCGGCGAGUCGCUGAAGAGCAGCGGCGCCGGCGGUGAAGUAGUUGUCCCGCAUCCACAAACCGGGCAGCUCUCGCGGGUCUUCUCCUGUCACUUCUGCAGGCGCAAGUUUUACAGCUCGCAGGCUCUGGGAGGCCACCAAAACGCCCACAAGAGGGAAAGGACUCUGGCCAAGAAGGCCAUGCGAAUGGGGAUGCUCUCCGACCGAUACGCCGCAGCCUUGGCAAUUCAGGGCCCUGCUUUUCGGGCCCUGGGGGUCGAGGCCCAUGGCUCGGUGCUCCACCCGAGCUGCUUGCCCCGCCACCAGCAGCCCGGGAGCAGCCCCUUCCACGGCGGAGUCAGAGUUGGUGGGGCCCGGUUUGAUCAGCAGGCCUAUUUUGGCGUCCCUCUAUUAGUUGAGGAUGAAGACGUGGAGAUGUUCUGGCCUGGAAGCUUCCGGAGAGUCGACCCCGCCGCCGGCCAUACCUCUAACGUGAGCUUCGUCACACGCAAUCCUAGCACAACCCCGGACCUAAAUUUGAAAUUAUGAUCUGAUCCGUGUCUUUUUCUUUUUUACCGGCUGUCGGUUUUUACCCCAUCCAUUACAUCAUUUCCCCUUUUUCCCCAUCGAUCGAGAUGGAUUGAUUAUAUUCACGAUGUUAGUUGUUUGCCUAUACUGAUGUACAAUAUCCUUUCUCAUGGAAUUCAAUAUAACAAACAAGGUGAUAAUUUGUCCUUAAAUUUUGAC
Molecule: messenger RNA, 1436 nt
Organism: Cuscuta europaea
Lineage: Eukaryota; Viridiplantae; Streptophyta; Magnoliopsida; Solanales; Convolvulaceae
Source: the annotation of a GenBank genome assembly